Messenger RNA from Tachyglossus aculeatus (Australian echidna), 939 nucleotides. RefSeq names its product olfactory receptor class A-like protein 1. Bases 19 to 939 code for a protein of 306 amino acids. Gene Ontology annotation, molecular function: pheromone receptor activity. Gene Ontology annotation, cellular component: membrane. Gene Ontology annotation, biological process: G protein-coupled receptor signaling pathway. Lineage: Eukaryota; Metazoa; Chordata; Mammalia; Monotremata; Tachyglossidae. The transcript has 2 exons. The record is from RefSeq and is a predicted model, not a curated record.
AAGAGGAAAUUCAAGACAAUGAAUGCCAAUGAACUCCCCUUUGGAAUCCUGCUUCUGUUACAGAUCACCAUUGGGAUUUUGGUAAAUGUAUUUCUCCUCCUAUUUUAUGUCCACUUGGGUUCCACCACUCAUAAACUCAACUCCCCAGACCUGAUCCUUGCCCAGCUGUCCUUGGCCAACACCAUAAUUCUUCUUACCUUUGGGAUAAGAGAGACUAUGUCAGCUUGGGAACUGAGAAAAUUCCUGGAUGAUGUGGGAUGUAUAAUCCUCCCUUACCUUUACCAAGUGUCCCGGAGCCUGGCCAUCUGCUCCACCUGCCUUCUGAGCAUCUUCCAGGCCAUCACCAUCAGUCCCAGCACCUCCUGGUGGGCAGCAGUCAAAGCCAAAUUACCCAAGUGCAACAUCCCCUCCUGUGUCCUCUCCUGGAUCCUCAAUAUGCUGAUGGAGUUUGAUAUUGUGAUGAACCUAACAAGCCCCCAGAACGGCAGCGAUGUCCGAAUCAUAUUAGAUCUCAAAUACUGCACCAGUGUCAGUGAAGAUAUUCCCCUUAUAAUUUCAAUCGUGCACUCCUUCCGGGAUCUGUUCUUUGUGGGACUCAUGACGGUGGAGAGCGGAUACAUGGUGUUUGUCCUGCGCAGACAUCAACGGCUGUUUAGGCACCUUCACGGUCCUGGCCACUCCCCCAGGGCGAUGACUGAGGUCCGAGUGGCCAAGAGAGUCAUUGCCCUGGUGACCCUCUAUGUCCUCUUCUAUGGGCGGCAGUCAAUCAUGCUGAGUACUAUAAUGAACAUGAAAGAAAAUUCUCCUCUGCUGGUGAAUGCCCACAUGGCUUUAGGAUUCACCUUCUCAGUCAUUAGUCCUUUCUUGAUUAUUCACAGCGACAGGAGAAUGAGAGCAUUCUGGAUCAGAGAAUCUCUUGAUUUCAAUAUGGCUUCCUAA